Messenger RNA from Phragmites australis (common reed), 4092 nucleotides. RefSeq lists its product as uncharacterized. The coding region runs from base 36 to 3566 and encodes 1176 amino acids. The record is from RefSeq and is a predicted model, not a curated record. NCBI's taxonomy places the organism in Eukaryota, Viridiplantae, Streptophyta, Magnoliopsida, Poales, Poaceae. Gene Ontology annotation, biological process: DNA topological change. Gene Ontology annotation, molecular function: DNA topoisomerase type I (single strand cut, ATP-independent) activity; DNA binding. Gene Ontology annotation, cellular component: chromosome. The transcript is spliced from 21 exons.
CGCACACAGAUAUUUCCCCUUCCCCUUCCCCUUCCAUGCCUGGGCCUGGCCUCCUCAAUCCUCCCCUCUUCUCCCACGCCUCCCUAUCCAGUAUCCAUCCACUCCCACCGCCGCGCGUCUCCCAACCCGCCCCUAAAACCCUAGCUAAACCCCAGCCACUCCCCAAUGCCUCUCCUCCUCGCUUGAGCGCGCGCCCUCCUGCCGGCCCUUCGACCAUGGCGCUCCAGCUCCGCCUCCUCCUCCCGCACGGUUACACCCACCGCGCCGUCACCCACGCGCUCACGCCGCCGCGUGCUCCCGCAGUGAUUCAAUUUGGGGCAUCUCAGAGAUAUUUUUGCACCUUUGUGCCUUUUUCCCCGUUCCGUCCUUGUCAAGUGUGUGGAGUUGCACUCAGGAGUAAUUCAGCAAGGCAAAUAUCUUCAGGAGUUAGUUCCCGGGUUGCCCUACAGCUCAAAAGUAGUGCCUUUUUUACUACUGGGCUUUUGGCCAAGAGUAGUUCUGUAUGUUUCAGAGCCACAGAUAGCUGCAGGAUUGCUUUAAAGGCUAAUAAUAUUGGUAAUUCGCGGCCCUUCUCAACUGCAUGCAAUAAAAGGCUAAGGUUUCUCAUUAGAAAUAAGAGUUCAUUUGGUAAUCCAAAUAUGAGAAGGGAAGAUGGAGGUGUUGCACAUAGUUUGUUUCACAGAUCUGAGAAACGACAAAGCACAUUAGCUGCGUGUAGCACCAUCACUGAUGGGGCUUUGACAUCAACUAGCGACAGCAGCACGAGUGUUGCUGAUACUAAGAGGGACACUGCCAAGAGGAAGAGCUCUGCAGGCAGCAAAAAAGAAGUUAGUGCAGAUGUGAAAGAAAAGAAAGUACCUACCAAGAAAAAGAGGAAAUAUGCUAGAACUAGGAAAGCUGCAGCAAAGACAACUGAGGAAAUCAAUAUGAACCAAGAAGACAAGAAGGCUGACACUUCUAAAUCAAAAAAGGGUGUUGAUAGUUCUAAAGAGAAAAAAAUAAAUAACAGGCCGAAGUCAAAAGCAAAGGAUGCCACUGCUUCUACUGUGCCUGCUGAAGCUGAGAUUUGUAUGAAGACCUCUGUUGAUGAUUCUGGUAGUGAGAGAAAGCCACUUAUGCCUCUUUAUCCUCCCACAGCCAAAUCAGUUGUUGUUGUGGAAUCAGUCACGAAAGCAAAAGUUAUUCAAAAGUACCUUGGGGAUAUGUAUGAAGUGUUACCAAGCUAUGGUCACGUGAGAGAUUUAGCAGGUAGAUCAAGAUCUGUUCGCCCUGAUGAUGACUUCAGCAUGGUCUGGGAGGUGCCUGCUGCUGCCUGGACUCAUCUUAAGAGCAUUAAAGUAGCACUGAAAGGAGCAGAAAAUUUAAUUCUUGCAUCUGAUCCUGACCGUGAAGGUGAAGCAAUUGCUUGGCACAUCAAAGAAAUGCUUGAACAGCAAGACGCGUUGGGCCGUGAUGUCACUGUUGCAAGAGUUGUUUUCCAUGAAAUAACGGAGGGUGCUAUUAAAAAGGCUUUAAUGUCCCCAAGAUAUAUUGAUAUGAACUUAGUUAAUGCCUAUCUUGCACGCCGUUCUCUUGAUUAUCUGAUUGGGUUCGGCAUAUCACCACUUCUCUGGAGGAAGUUGCCUGGUUGCCAGUCAGCUGGACGAGUCCAAUCUGCAGCUUUGGCUCUUGUGUGUGAUCGGGAAACUGAAAUAGAGCAAUUUAAGCCACAAGAGUAUUGGACAGUACAGACAGACUUCAAAACCCAAUUUGCAGACCCUUCAAAUGGCACAUGCAUUUCAUCCCGGAUAAAGCAUCUGAAUUCAAAAAAGUUGGAUCAACUUUCCAUUUGUUCUCAAGAAGAAGCUCAAGCUAUAGAAAAGAGGAUUCAUUCUUCUCAGUUUGAAGUUAUAGGUGUUAAAAGAAGUAAAAUUCACAAGAAUCCUCUGAUGCCAUAUAUUACAUCCAGCCUUCAGCAGGAUGCGGCAAACAAACUACAUUUUACUGCUGGGUAUACCAUGAAGGUUGCCCAAAAGCUUUAUGAGGGUAUCAGCCUUUCCUCAGAAGAAGCAACUGGGUUAAUAACGUACAUAAGAACAGAUGGGUUCCAUAUUUCUGAUGGAGCUGCAGAAGAUAUCCGUUCAUUAGUCAAAGAAAGAUAUGGUCAGGAGUACACUUCAGAGGACAUAAGGAAGUAUUUAAAGAAGGUGAAAAAUGCUCAAGAAGCCCAUGAGGCCAUAAGGCCCACCAGUAUAAGGAGGUUACCAUCAUCUUUGGUUGGAAUACUUGAUGAUGAUUCUUUGAAACUGUACACUCUAAUAUGGAAAAGAACGAUGGCUUGCCAAAUGGAAGCUUCCAUAACUGAGAUGAUUCAAGUUGAUAUUGGUACUCCUGAAGGAGACAUGGUUUUUCAUUCGGCUGCAUCAAGACUCGACUUCAAGGGAUACCAAGCUGUCUAUGAGGGCACUGAGGGAAGUCCAUCCAGGGACAAUUCCGAGGGAGAUGCUGUGCAUGAUGAUAAUUUUGAGGGCUUGUGCAAAUUAGAGGUUAAGGACUUGGUAUCUCCAGUUAGCGUGCAUCUUGCGCAGCACUUUACUAAGCCACCAUCACGUUAUUCUGAGGGUGCUUUGAUUAAAAAGCUAGAAGAACUUGGAAUUGGAAGGCCAUCUACUUACGCAUCUAUAAUGAAGGUGUUGCAGGACCGGAACUACGUGACAAUAAAAAAUCGAGUUCUGCACCCUGAGUUCCGUGGUCGAAUGGCCUCAGCAUUUCUUUUGCAUCAUUUCACUGAGGUCGCUGAUUACAGCUUUACUGCUAACAUGGAGACAGAGCUAGACAAUGUCUCUGCUGGUUCAACUGAAUGGAAGGGCCUUAUGAAAGAUUACUGGGAACGAUUCAGCAAAUAUUGUGCAGAUGCUAGUCAAUUGGAUGUCAGAAAGGUAGAGAGAAUGCUUGAAGAAAAAUUCGGUUCUAUCCUCUUUCCUGAUCUUGACAGUGAUAGUAGGAUUUGCCCAAGUUGUUCUGAAGGAACCCUGAGAUUCAAAGUUAGUAGGUACGGUGAAGGCUAUUUUAUAGGCUGUGAUCGACAUCCUAAAUGCAAGUACAUUGCUCGCACAUUGUCACAGGAAGACGAUGAGCAGGAAGCCUCCGAGGAAACUCAGAUGUCUUUUACACCCAGGUUACUUGGUGUCAUGCCAGAUUCCGGUGAAAAGGUGUUUCUGAAACAAGGUCCAUAUGGUUACUACGUCCAGGUUGGAGAGGAUAAAAAAAGACUGUCUCCGAAAAGGGCUUCGCUUUCAGAGGUCAAAGAUAUAGACUCUGUCACUAUAGAAGAUGCAAUUGAGCUAUUACAGUAUCCCAAAAUUCUGGGAAAACAUCCUGAUGAUGAUCAUCCUGUACUUAUGACACAUUCUAAAGCUGGAUAUAACGUCAGGCAUAGGACAACUCUUGCUCCAGUACCAAAGAAUACAGACCCGAAGAAGAUUACGCUUGAGCGUGCGCUGAAGCUUCUGACGGGUAAAAACGUCAAAAAGUUUGGUCGACCAAAGGGGAAAGCUAAAAAGCAUGAACCAAUUGAAUGGCAUUAGCUGAGCACUUGCUUGUUACAAAAUCCAAACAUGCGUGGUUGACAGUCAGCCGAGCUUUAUAUCCAUGCACAAAAUUCAGAGUCGGUUUGCAUCAAGUUCGGCCUUCGGUGUGCAUUCUAAUGAUAGCAGUGAGGGCUCUAUGCGUGAAGGGCUGCUGGUCAACAAUCAUAUGGAACUGGUGCUCACAAGCUGGUGCCGUCGAUUUGCUAUUUACCGCUAGAUUUCUCCAUAUUGGCCACAGGAGGAUACAUAAGCAUACAAUUGCGACUCAUCUCUUCAUUUCACUAUUUUCGUGUAUAGAACACAUGAACACAAGUUAGAAGAUUAUACAACCAUAGCUCUUUUCUUUUUUGCCAUUGCAGUUUAAAUUGAACUUAAACUGCUAAUGUUGUCAUAAAGAUCAGAGGGUGGAUUGAACUUUUUUUUAUCCCAUUGCAACAUCCCCUGUUCUUUCAGGGUGAAUGAUGUAACAUUUUUUGGAAAAGAAUUUUUAUUAUCGAUUGGAAGCAGUGUUACUAUGAGAAAA